This is a messenger RNA of Trichosporon asahii var. asahii CBS 2479, 354 nucleotides long. RefSeq lists its product as uncharacterized. The record is from RefSeq and is a predicted model, not a curated record. Bases 1 to 354 code for a protein of 117 amino acids. NCBI's taxonomy places the organism in Eukaryota, Fungi, Basidiomycota, Tremellomycetes, Trichosporonales, Trichosporonaceae. The transcript is spliced from 2 exons.
AUGCCGCCCGCAAUGGACGACAAGGAGCGCAAGUACAUCCUAGUGCACGACCCGUUUGGGUAUGGUCCGUGGAUCUCCUUGCUGCUCAUGGUCUUCCUGGAGGUCGCCAUAGGUCGGCUCUUCAAUAAUGUGCUCCUACUGUAUGGUGGUGCGAGCGCGGGGGCGAACUCUGCUCUUUUGAGUAUACGGGCUGGCGCUGGUCACCGUAUGUCGCUGUCCCUUGCUUGGGAACAAAUGUCUUUUGGAUGCGUCCGCGAAGGGUGUGCGAUAUCACUCCACGGAGACCGUGCUCCGUGUGGUCGACAGGUAUCGCUGACCGAGCUGUCAGCAGUGGCUUUGGUCACCAUCGGCUGA